Messenger RNA from Didymodactylos carnosus, 1596 nucleotides. The record is from the annotation of a GenBank genome assembly. Lineage: Eukaryota; Metazoa; Rotifera; Eurotatoria; Philodinida; Philodinidae.
AUGACAAGACUUCAAAUAGACUUGAUUGACAUGCGUACACGUCCAGAUGCAAUUUCAAGUGAUGCUGUUUUCCAGUAUAUUCUGAAUUGUAUCGAUCAUUUUUCAAAGUUUGCUUGGACAUUUGCUUUAAAAAAUAAAUCAACCGUUGAAGUGGCAAAAUGUAUCCGAGACUUUGUUGCGAAUGUGAUUGUUGAACUAAAAGUUUUGUUUCCAUUAAUGUGUUUCGUUUGCGGCAGGCCACGUCAUCCGCAGCCACAAGGUUGUGUCGAAAGACCAAAUGGUAUAUUGACAAGUGUGUUAGGAAAAUGGAUGUCUGAUGAGAAUUCGAGUCAUUGGUCUUUGUCUGUUGUAUAUGGAAUUAAUACUCGGAUGUCAUCAACUACAAAGUUUAGACCGUAUGAAGAUGAAGAACAACUGCCAACGCCUAUUGAAGAUAGUCUUGAUCAGACGAAUGUUGGAGAUAGCAACACAAAUUCAUCAGCUAUUAUCGAAAACGUGCCUUAUGCUUUAUAUCCAGAUGAUCCACAAUUAGAUGAUACUACUUCUGUUGCUGCAUGUCUUUUAGGUCUUUCAUCUACCUAUGUUUGCACUGCUCCUGUUCUUAAACCUUCAUUUUUCAUUGAUAAUCUCAUUUCUUUUGAUUCUCCACCUUCAAAAAAUGUUUCACAUGUUUUGUUGGUACUACCUCGUGUAAUAGUUUUAGAUAAUUUUGUUCGUGGUUUUUUGCUAUCCACACAUUUCUUUCUAAAUUGUCAACUAUGGGAUGAAGUGAUCGAACCGCAUCUUCGAGUGACAUUAAUUUCAUAUAGUGACGAUACUGUUGAGAAAAAGGGAUCAGGUCUAUUGUUCAAAGUUCGUGAUGGUAACUGUUUAGUGUGUGCAUCAACAACCCAAUUGUGCAAUAUAUCGAAAAACUGCACACAUCCUUCUCAAUGUUGUUUACCGUGUAUUAAACGCACAAUAAUCGGCGAAAUAACAUCAAAAGGUCGACAUCGUUUUGUUUGUUGUGCACGUUCAUGUAAAAUUGAGUAUGAUCCUAAUGAAUAUUUUCAUUUACUUGAGCGUAAAGAAACGGAGUUAGUUGAUAAUCUUUUGUUAAAUUCUCUAUUGGAACAAAAUGAUGAAUUUCGUUGGUGUAAAAAUCCGAAAGGCUGUGGUGCCGGUCAGUUGGUAUCAAAUUACCAAGAUCUGCUUGGAUAUUAUGCGUGUUAUAAAUGUCAUCAACAUUUGUGUUUUCGUCAUUCAAUACUGUGGCAUCAAGGUUAUACGUGUGAUGAAUUCGACACUGAAAUGGAGAACAAUCCAGAUUUAGCAUCAGAUCGUUAUGUACUAGAAUUUUCAAAACAAUGUCCAAAUCCAAAAUGUAAAACACCCAUAUCAAAAUUGGAAGGAUGUGAUGUGAUGACCUGUUGUCGAUAUGGAACUCAUGAAUGCACAGAUAAUGAACGUCAAUUUGGAAAAUGUGAUCAUGGUGGAAAAAAUUAUUGUGGUCAUAGAUUUUGUUGGAAAUGUUUGGGAACAAUUAAUAUUGAUAAAAAGGGCAAAUAUAUUCGUCAUUGCAAUGCAAAUUGUGAAUAUGUAACAUUAAAUAAUUGA